AUGAAAUCGGGAGAUGUGGAGUAUCAGCAAGGAUCCCAAGAAAACAACCCGCAGAGUCCAAUAACGCUUCACCCUAGAAAUAAAUCUCUUAUCUCACACGAUACAAACACGGUUUCCCCAAACCGUUAUUCUUCUUCUUCUUCAUUUUCUUGUUCUUCUUCUUCUUCCCGCAAUGAUGAGAAGUUUGCGGAUGUUGGUGUAUGUGCAAGUACUGGAGUUUCUAUUAGACUUUGUUAUCAAACCUUUGGAGAUCGAAAUGCCGCUAAUGGUGUUGUGCUUCUCAUUAUGGGUCUUGCCUCUCCUUCACUCUUGUGGGAUGGACACUUCUGCACGGCGUUGGCAGCUCGUGGAUUAUAUGUGAUUCGAUUUGAUAAUCGUGAUAUUGGACGGAGUACAUUUCUCACUGGCCAUCCAGUCAUUCCUUCUUCCUCUACUUCUACUUCUUCUGCUGGAAUAAGAGGGAAUAAUAAUAAUAAUAAUAAUAAUAAUAAUACUAUGAAUGAUAUCGUGGAAGAAUGGGAAUCUAAUGUAUCUCCUUCAUCAUCCUCAUCAUCAUCAUCUUUAUUAUCAUCAACACCGCCUCGAUCAUGGUUUCAUAAGUUCAGUGGAUUCUCCACCUUUCACGCCCAAUUGGCUUAUGCAAGUAUCAUGCAAGGCCGACAUCACUUCUUUCGCGAUGUCUACACAUUAGAUGAUAUGUCAAAUGACUGUGUGGGUCUCUUAAAUGCGCUUCACAUCCCGCAGGCUCACAUUGUGGGAAUGUGUAUGGGUGGAAUGAUUGCCCAAAGGAUCGCCAUUCAACACCCCACUCGUGUGAGGAGUCUCGCACUCUUCUCUACACACAGCAGCUCCACACACGCACGAUGGCCAUCACUGCGGGAUGUCUUCGCUAUCGCCAGCGCCGCUCAUUAUGUCACUCAAAUGGGAUUCGAUAUCCCCCAACAACAACAACACGAAGAAAAAGAAAAAGAAAAAGAAGGAGAAAAAACAAUAAAACAAAAACAAAAAGAAAAACAACAACAACAGGAAUCACUACAACGUAGACGUCCACGGGAUGAGGAGGAACUCACACAGACACUCGUCUCUCUACUUGUACGCUUCGCUGGCGGCCGCACCUCACGUUAUCCCAUCAACCGUGUGGCCUGCGAACGUCAAGUGCGGCGAAUAUUACGGCGGAGUUCAGACUUCAGCGGUGUAUUGCGACAAUACGUGGCUUUAUUAAAUGCCCCCAGCCGCGUGUUGGAUCUGCAGAAGAUUCAAAUACCGACCAUUGUACUCCAUGGGACUAUAGAUCCAUUAGUGCCCUACCAGAAUGGAAAAGAACUGGCGGAACUUAUCCCACAUGCGAAGUUUUUUUCAUUUGAGGGAUUGGGUCAUGUUUUACAUCCGGCAUUGCGGGAAGAGUUUGUUGGGGCAUUAAUGGGGAAUAUGCAACGAUCAAGAGAAGGGAAUAUGGGGGUGAAAAAUACAUCAAAACUGUAA
This is a messenger RNA of Trypanosoma theileri, 1482 nucleotides long. Its product is annotated as hydrolase-like protein. NCBI's taxonomy places the organism in Eukaryota, Euglenozoa, Kinetoplastea, Trypanosomatida, Trypanosomatidae. The transcript has a single exon. The record is from RefSeq and is a predicted model, not a curated record. The coding region runs from base 1 to 1482 and encodes 493 amino acids.